UGGGAGGGCGCACUCAACCUUCUCUUACUAUACUCUGACAGCCAGAGUAAGAUCCUGCCACCAGCCUCAACAGAGGCUCCCAGCCAUGAAGCCUCUCCUCGUUGUGCUUAUCUUGCUCUUCUUUUGGGACCCAGUGCUGGCAGGUUUGAAUCCACUGUCAUCAGAAAUACACAGGAAAUGCUAUGGGAAUGGUAUCUGCAGACUUGAGUGCUUUACAAGUGAAAUGUUAGUUGACUACUGUCUGUUUCAACUAGAGUGCUGUAUCAAAGGAAACCCGGAGCCCUGACAGGAGAAGCCAGUGAAUGCCAAUUAACUUGAAUAUCCUUGACAUCCUCUCCACCAUCUUUUACACAGUCAGAGAAUUUAGAUUAAACUGUGACACUGUGAUGUGCCCACAGCUGUUGGGUUUUAGUAUUUUUUAAAUAAGCCAUCAGAAUCUUGUGUUUGAAAAGCUGAGCUGCUGCCUUCCUAAAGACAGCUAAGCUUCUCAUGAAAACUUAGGAUAUAUUUUCUCACUUCAAAGUGAUAUCUAUUUUCUUCUCAGCACCUAUUUCUCUCUUUACUCAUAGAAAGGAUGUCUUAAUUAUUUAUAGAGGCUUCAAAUUGUAGAAACAUCAUUUUACACCUAGGCUUUACCCUACCAUUCCUUCAGCUCCCCAUUCACCUUCUCUGUGGACUGUGCAUCUUAGGAAAAAGGUCUGCCCUGGCCCCCUGAUGACCUUGUAUAUUUCUCACUAAACUACAUAGGCAAGGUUUAACUGCCAAGCUGGCCCAAGUCUUGGCUGAGUUGGACUCUGUAGUUCUUCAUGAAACACAAGGGAAAAGGGCAGUCAUAAACCAGGUUCUCAGCCCUUCCUGGUUUCAGAAAGUGAAAGCAUAGUACUUUCCACCUCAACCUCCUUAGGUUCAGCUACAGAUUAUCCAACCACUUGGCUAUGGUUCAUAGUUGACUCCUCAGCAGCAGAGUGACCCAAAAUCUCUGCUAUCCAUCAUCUGGCCCCUUUGUUGGGUGCAUCCUGUAGCACUAGGAGGUAACACCAUGCUGAUCUUGCUUUGUUGUAUGUGUAAGUAAUAAAUUUUCUAAGUUCA
Canis lupus familiaris (dog) is the source of this 1089-nucleotide messenger RNA. RefSeq names its product defensin beta 134 (gene DEFB134). Gene Ontology annotation, biological process: innate immune response. Gene Ontology annotation, cellular component: extracellular region. The coding region runs from base 86 to 286 and encodes 66 amino acids. The record is from RefSeq and is a predicted model, not a curated record. Lineage: Eukaryota; Metazoa; Chordata; Mammalia; Carnivora; Canidae. The transcript has 2 exons.